GAACUUUACGACUGUUGCGUUACUGGGAGGAUCUGUGUUUUUCUUACCUAUCAUUGUCGUCAGUCGUUAAACCCAAUAUUAGUUUUAAUCGUGGAUAGUACUUUUCUGAUACUUCAUAAUGACAGUCUUGGGUGAGGACUGGUUUGCUGUCGGAGACAUUUAUUUCAGAAAGCUUCAUCUUUACGAUAUGCCAUGGGGUGUGGGAUUUUCAAUAUCACAAUUCAAGACAUCCAUUUGUCAGUAUUCUGGUUAUAUCGGUAGGGAUACUUUUACCAGUAGUUUUAGUUUACUUAGCAAUGUAUUUGGAUGGCCAAGCGGGAGCAAAACCUAUACUUCAAAUAUAUACAUCAUCAGGAAAACUCGUUUCUCAAAGUGUUUGGAAAGAUGCACCUGGUAUAUUGCUUGGUUGGACUUUGUCAGAGGAUUUGUUAGUUAUUCAAAAAACGGGAUUCACCACAAUAUUAGAUCAUCAGGGCAAGUUUGUUCGACGUUUCAGUAUGGGACCUGAAGCUGAAGAAAGAGAAAUAAUUGGUGCUAAGCUUUUUACCAUUGAUUAUAAUACAGGAAUGGCUAUUCUUACCGGUGGAAACCACAUAUAUGUAACCACUAGUAUCGAGACUCCUCGUAUGCGACGCCUUGUAGAAUUACCUGGACCAGUAAAGUCUUUAUCACAUUGGACUAUUGUCACAACACCUCUUGAAACUGGAACACCUGAUUCUUUUCGAAGCCCAUGGGUGAUGUUUUCAAACAACAAGAAUUUGUACCGAGCUGACUUUGGAACAGUUGAAGGUAUUGAUUUGUCAAAGCUUACUAGGUCAGCUGGCUCUGAUAUUUGCCUAUUGUCAAUAUCUUUGAAUAUGCAAUUUGUUGCAAUUUAUUUAACCAAUGGUGAAUUGUUAAUUACCAAUACACGAUUCACUGAAUUACAUUCACACAUUGACUUGACCCAACGUAUAUCAGUUAUGUUGAUGAAUAAUAAUAGUAAUUCAGCUAAUCAAAAAUUAAAUCACCCUAAAACGAUGCUUUGGUUAACUAAUUCAGCUGUUGUACUUCAAUGGAAUAAUUUAAUUGCUAUUGUCAGUGCACAGUCCGAUAUUUAUGAAACAUUUUAUGCUGAUGAUAUAUGUUUAGCACAAGAGAUUGAUGGAAUUCGCAUUCUAUCACCUACAUCACAUGAAUUAUUACAACGUGUACCAUCCCCAUUAGAAUCACUUGGACGUAUUGGAGCAUCGUGUCCAGCCACAUGGUUAUUGUCUGCAAGCAAGAGUUUAAAAAUCAAUUGUGGACGUACUAAUGAUUAUUUAUUGCCUAUUAAACAACCUAAUGAAAUGAUUGAUGCAAUAUCGCAUUGUAUUGAAGCAGCAUGUCAUGCAACUGUUGAUCCUAUUUGUCAACAAGAACUACUGGAAUCUGCUCAUUUAGGUCGAGGAUUAUUAUCAGCUAUGAUGAAUACUACUUCUGAUACUGCUAUUUCUUCUACCACUGUUACUAACAAUAAAAAUACAGAUCAUUAUUCAGUCGGGGCUAAAUUAAGAGAACUUGCGGAUCAUGCUGCAAAGGUUUGUCAAACUUUGCGUUUGUUAAAUAGCUUAGCUGUUCCAUGGCUAGGUAUUGCGUUAACAUGGCGUCAGUUUCGUGAAUUAGGACCAAACAAAUUGUUUGAACGUUUACUGAGUCGCUGUCAUUAUCCAAUGGCGAUUGAACUUGUUCGAAUCCAUCAAAAACAUAAAUGGCCAAUAAGCAUUCUAGAAGAAAGUCAAAGCAAUUAUGGGACAUGCACAUUUACUCGUUUACUUGCUCAUUGGGCGUGCAAUAGUUCUAUAACAUCUUCAGAAGCAGCUACAUUGAUAUCAGAACGGGUAGCAGCUAUUGUGGAUAAGUUAUUCAACAAUUCAUCAGAGAGAAAAUCUAAGUCUAGUAAUCAUCAUGCCAACUAUUACAGUACCUCUAUUCCUCAUUUGGAUUUUGCUGAUGUAGCUAGUCAAUCUAUUUCAGCUGGUCGAGAAACAGUUGCGGAGCAAAUAUUAGAAUAUGAGCCACGCGCUUGGCGUCAGGUACCAUUACUUCUUAAAUUAUCUCGUUACAAUCGUGCAUUAGUUCGAGCAGUAGAGACUGGAAAUCCUGAACUAAUUAAUACGGUCGUGGUAGCAUUGCAAGAACAAAGUAAAUUACCACCGGCAGAUCUUGCAAUGGUACUUCGUCGGCAUCCAAUAGCUCUGGCCAUAUAUCAAGAGACACUGGAACAAGCUGAUCAUUCUAAAUCUGGUUCUGAAAAUUCAACAAAAUCUGCUCUUUUAAAUUUUGAUCAUGAAAAUGACCGUGCUUCAGAAGCUAAAAAAAUUGUUCUGUCAGCCUAUCAAGAAAAUAGCUUGGUUUCGCGAUUGACAUUACUACAAAAUGCUGAGGAGAUUUAUCGUCAAUCAAAGAAUGACUUUAUGGCUCAGCAAUGUAACGCUCAAAUUCGCCUAUUGAAAUUUCAAAGUAAACUUGAGAAACAAGAAAUAUCUGCUCCUGUCUUCGAAAUUAAAUCCAUACCCGGCUCUAAUCGUAUAUUACCGGAGGUAGUACAGUCUAGUAGUAUAAAUGAGAAGCUUUGGGUUGGUCAAUCGUUAAACACAACACUCAGUCGUUUAUUAGCUUCCGGGCAAUCCGAACGUCAAGCAGAUCAGUUACGCAGGGAAUUCAGAGUUUCAGAAAAACGUUUCGCUUUUCUUCGUGUUGUUGGUAUGGCUAUCAACAAUGCAUCUUGGUCAGAAAUGGAUAGAAUGAUUCGAGCAAAAAAACCACCGGUUAAUGUUGAGGUACUAAAUAAGAAUCUAGAUAAUUGUUUUCUAAUGAUUAUUCUUUGUUAUAUUAUAAUCACUAUUUUGUUUCGCAAUACAAGCACCCAAAAAUAUCCUAGUUGGGAGUUUUAAGUGUGCUAUUAUUUGUGUUAAGUUUUUUUCAAAAUUUUCUAUCAGCACCAUAAGAUUAGACAAGAUGGUGUUUCUUACUACUGAAUUAGCAAUCAAUCUCAGUUCUUCAUUAGAUUAAUGGGUGGAUCGAAUAGCUCAUUCACAACGUCUUAGGUCGUGAGUUUCGUUGACGUGGGUUUGAAUCCCAUAGGAAGCACCAGUUCCUUCAAAAUUGGAGUUAUACCUUGAUACCGAGCGCCAACUAGCACGAAACGUAUGUCCAGGGUCUCCUGCCGAAUACAUCAAACUAUCUAACACCGGCUGUACUUUUUAUCUAAAAAACAAGAACAAUAAUGCUUGUCAAAUCCAUUGAACAUCACAGUUCUCUUUUCUAAUUGACGUUUAUAUCAAUGUUGGUAGAUUAUUAGGAAAAGAUACCGGAUGACAAUACAUCAGUAUUUAGUUUAAAUAGUUUUGUGGAAAUUGAAUUCAUUUUUAGUUGGGUACCAUAGAAAACUGAAGGGCAUUUUACUCCCUAGCAAUGUACACCAAAGACCCUGCUCGAGGUCGGAACCAGAACCUGCAGUUCUUUCAGCAAACGCUUAAGCACUAGUACCACUGGGUACAAUCUCAUUUUCAAUCAGUUUACGAUAUGGCGCGACGAUCAUCUAAUAUCAUCGGCAACAACUGUGUUGCUCUUGACAUGUGUGACCUGUACCAUUCAUGAAUUCACAGUAGAAUUUGAUGAAUAUAUUGAAGUCACCAAUGAGCUGACCAUUACAGUUUGGCUAAGUAAUUUUGUGGAGAUUGAUUGUAUUCGUCACUAGAAUAUCAUAAAAUUGUCAAACAACAGCAGACUUGUUUUUUUUAAUGUAGGAUCAAGAUAUGAUAUAAUGAAAAAUUUGAAUUUUUAACAAAAAUAUAUGGUAGUUAUAGAGAGCGUAUAAAAUGUUAUUUAAGCAAAAAUGGUUAAGAAACUUUUCCACAGAAUAAACCAGAUCAAUUCAAAUUAAACACCAUACAAUUUAGUUUCUUAGACUAUGAUGAAUGAAUUAACGAACUCAUAUUAUUUAAAACAAGUCACUUGACCAAUUGGAACAUACAGAUGUAGGGUUUCGCACUCCUAAUUGGAGUGGUCUAUUCAAUCCUAUAUCAAGUUGUAUAUUUAACAGAAAAAAGCAGCCACAUUAGUUUUUAAUUAAGAAUUCAUAUCUUCUACUUCAUUUUUGGUUUGCUUGAAACGGUAAAAAGCAACAAUUAGAGCAGUAACUUGACGUAAUAUUCACGCAGUGACUUAUGGGUUCCUACCUCCACCUAAUUUAGCUAUAUUCGGUUCCACGCAGACAUUCUAUAACUAUUGGCUAUCACAUUGCAAGAAUAAUUGCUCCUCAAAGCUUAAUUAAUCAGUUAAUAGAAAGUUUUAUUUCAAAUUUUAAGUCAUACUCUUAUUAUUUUUAUCAUACAAAAAGAUAUUAAUCAAAAUUUGCAUCGACGGCAAUCGUAUAGAUGAAGCGGUAAAACUAAUUUCUAAACUUCCACCUGAACGAACAGUCCGUUUCUGGGUAAUGGCUGGGUAAGUCGCUUUUUUUGUUAAUUACAGUAAUAUAGAAUUAUUGGUUGUAACUAAGUAUAGCUAUGACUUAUUAUGAGAAAUAAUCAAUAAUUCUACAGGACUGAAAGCUCUUCGAUGCCUAUUUACGUCGUUGUUAGUAGUGCAUAAAGAGAGAACAGAAAGUAAUUAAAAUAACAAGAGUGAAAUACUGACUUUGUUCUUUAAUUUAUACAAUUUCAUAUAGUUAUCUACUAGAACAAAACAGUCCAGUGCUCCCUGAUUUUCAGUGGUAUCUCAAACAAGAUUAAUCUGUAAUAAAUACAACCCACAUACACUAUAGUUCUGUAAACCUACAAAAUAUAUAGUAAUCAUAAUUAAGUCUCGUAUUCAUUCAGUUCAACAAUCUAAAAUCGAUGGGAUUAAGUUUUUUUAAAACAAGAAUGUUCCGUUUUAUUUAUUCACUACAUAACUUUUUAUUUUACGUACAACUGUUUACAUGUUAUAGUCUAUAGAUUUCACAUGAGUUCAUGCACACAGUAAAAAAAAAAAAUACACAGAUUACAUCUUAAAAUAAUGAAAUGAUACUCCAAAAUAUCUCCUUGCCUAAAAACAAUCAAAAGUAAGACUGAAUAUUCACAGUUUUAGCUGAUAAAUUUGCUUUCAGUGAAUUGAAUUGAUGUAUUGUUUUUUUUCCUUGGGGGGGGAGUAUAUCAGUUAAGAUACAUUGUUUUAAUAAAAUCAUUUAAGAAUAUUGUAUUUUACUUCGCCUACUUAAAAAGGAGAAUCGAAGAAGCCAUUCAAGUAGCUGUUCGUGAGAAAUCAGAAUAUGAUUUAUUGUAUAUUCAGCGUGAAGUUGGAAAAACCAACAAAGAAUUGUAUGAUCGGAUUACUAGUCUACGAGCACAAAUUCAGUGGUGAUUUAUAUUGACACAUAACGGAAAUUUCUUUGAAACGACAUUAGUUUUAUCUACGUCUAAUCUAUUUUUUUAAAAGAAAAAACCUAUCUAUUUUUUAUCCUUUGUGAUUUACUUCAUCAAACUUGUAAAUACCGACUUGUGAUCAAUUGAUUUUUCCCAUAUAAUUUCUUUCUUCUAUUGUACACACAUUCAUUGAUUGUGCCAUUUUUUGCUCAUCUAAACAUUUAAUUUUGUAAACAAAAUACUGCUGUCACUACAAACGUAUUUCCAUUUAUUGUUUUUAUAUCAAUGCUUAGUUACACUUGGGGGGGUGUCAAUAAAUGUAUUUAUCUGGUUAAUCC
Molecule: messenger RNA, 5704 nt
Organism: Schistosoma rodhaini
Lineage: Eukaryota; Metazoa; Platyhelminthes; Trematoda; Strigeidida; Schistosomatidae
Source: the annotation of a GenBank genome assembly